Helobdella robusta is the source of this 2738-nucleotide messenger RNA. RefSeq lists its product as hypothetical. The transcript is spliced from 3 exons. Bases 702 to 1937 code for a protein of 411 amino acids. NCBI's taxonomy places the organism in Eukaryota, Metazoa, Annelida, Clitellata, Rhynchobdellida, Glossiphoniidae. The record is from RefSeq and is a predicted model, not a curated record.
AUUCGUUCGGACUUAAUUAGUCAUGCCAGCGUCAAAUGCUUCUUGUUGUGUUGUUGGUGCUUCAAUUUGCAGGCUAGGAAAAUUAAUUUUGUUAAAUUUGCUUUUGAAUUUUCAGAAUGGAUAUUAAAAAAACUGUUUGGACUAUAGUUUGUGGUUAGUAGUUGCAUGUUGAAAGUCACAACAAUGAAAGAUAUCAUUAAAAUAUAUUUCAGACUUUAUAGCAAAAUAAUUUUUGAAUUAUAUCAGUUAACGGAUUAAAAAAAUGAACAUCGUUUAUAAAUUUGUAGCAUCAACAUAACAAAUGACGAGUUACACAUUUAUAUUGGACGUUUCUCGAAAUCACAAAUAUUCUGCUAGCAAGCAAUUACUUUGACGCCUGACUGUUUAGUUACGAACAUUUCAUCUUUUGUCAACGAAUAUUUAAUUAACCAUUCUUAAUAGAGAUAUGUUAUUUUGGAACAAAAUAGUUAUAAUUUGCCAACAAAUAAACAAAUGAAACAAUACACACGCCUGCAUGAAUGAACGUCAAAAGUUUUGACUCAGAACCAAAGCAAGACCAAUCAUAUCAGCACGCAGCAGUUCUUAAGAGAUCUCAAUCUGUAAUAUAAAAUAUAAGUCUGUCCUAAAUGUUCUAUAAUAAUAAAUGAAAUCUCUUCUUAAUUUCUGCACGUAUUAGCCAGCAUUUCAUAGGACCUUGAAGGAUGGAAAGACUCUUCAAGUCGGUCCUCAGCGUUCGCGAGUUCAAACUCCACGUGGACGAUGACUACGUGGACAGGUUGAGUCACCGAGUUACGGUCAUCAUUCUCGUUGGAUUUGCUUUCAUCGCAAGCACCAAGCAGUUUGUUGGCGUUCCCAUGAGCUGCUGGUGCCCACCCGAGUUCAAGCCCAGUCAUCGGGACUACACGGACACCAUCUGUUGGGUCAGCAACACUUACUACCUACCUGUCAAUGAGAUCAUUCCCAGAGACAAAUUUUCUAUGCAAUCAAAAAAACAGGUGAUCUGUUACUACCAAUGGGUACCACUGAUUCUUAUAUUUCAAGCCGUUUUAUCCUUCAUCCCCUGCCAACUCUGGCGUUUCCUCAACCAGAGGUCUGGAGUGAACCUCUGCACGAUCAUGGACGCAGCGCACGUUUGUUCGGAAGCAUCGUACCUCGAAGUGAGGGAGAAAGCUGUCCGCUACAUCGUCAACCACAUGGAUCGCUACCUCCUCAGCCAGCGAGAGUUCAGGACGGGUUGCUUGGUGCGAAUCAAACAUUUCGUAGCGAAGGUCUGCUGUUUGAUAGGGGGCAGACUCUAUGGCAAUUAUCUCAUAACAGCAUAUCUCUGCAUUAAGAUGCUCUACAUCGUUGUUGCUAUUGUGCAACUCAUGCUCAUGGAAGUGUUCCUGGGCAUUGAGUACCAUUGGUACGGCACGUACGUCAUCGAUAAGCUAAUAAAAGGACAAGAAUGGGAGCCAUCCGAACGUUUUCCACGUGUGACCUUGUGUGAAUUUGACCUUCGCUACCAGUCACGAAUCAUCAAUUACGUUGUUCAGUGUGCCCUAACCAUCAAUCUCUUCAACGAGAAAAUAUUUGUAUUUGUUUGGUUCUGGUUUGUUUUUGUCAUUAUUGUAACAUCGAUCAAUUUGUUAAAAUGGCUUUUCCGAUCGUUGUACUGGCCCGGCCAGGUGCAGUAUGUUCGGCAGAGGUUGAGAGCCUUCGAUAUCGCCCAUCGAGAUUCUAACGUCUUGGCGAAAUUUACGGAAAAUUAUUUGCGUAGAGACGGGAUGUUCAUCCUGCGACUCAUCAGCCAGAACAUGGGAGAGGUGGUGUCAGGGGAGGCUUUGUGCGGCCUCUGGAACAACUACAACCCUGAAAAACGCAUCCUUGCUGAAAAACCUGGUCGACGCCACAUGGACAAAAGUCGAGGAACCGGAGGAAAGAAAAUAGACAUCUGAAAUAAUCUGAAAUAAUUUUAGUUCGUUGUCUUUGUAUUUGGUUCCUUGAACGUAAAAUUUAGCCAGACGAGAGAAUGAUUGUGUGUGUUCACAAGAGAAGGCAGUUAAUCUUCUCUCGGAGUGAAAGAAAAAAACGUUUGUUUCAAAUUCUUCUAAAUUAUUGAUUUUUUAACGCAAUGCAUUCCUGCUAAUUUUCAGUUUUCAGUUUAAUUUUUCAAAUUUGAAUCUUUUCAACAUUUCCCUUAAUUGUGCUGUAUAGUUGAACAAGAAGUGUAAUUUCUCAAUUGCAUGCAACUUUUCAAUUUUUUCUUUUCAUCACAUUCUCCAGCUAGUUAGUCAAAUGUAAUGUUGUUAAUUUCUCAAACUCGUGACAAUUAUUUUUAUUCACAGACUUUUGUUUCAUGCAGUAGAUACAUAAUUCAUUCAUCGAAUUAUCAUUUCACUCCAGAAAUCAUAUUUCAAUUUUAUUUCAUUGUCUUAACAUGCCUUCCAUAGAAUUUCAACCGUUGUUCAUGUAGAAGUAUUACAAAUCUAUUCCACUACUUGUAAAUCAUUUAUUGAAAUUAAAAUUUUCAUUUACGUCAUAGAGAUUAUUUCAAUUAUCAAUAAAAUGAAGAUGCAUAAAUUGAAGAGCCUUUUUAAAAGACCGAUAUUAAUAUUUCUUUCUGUAACUUCUUUCGUGAGAUGUGAAUGAAUAGGUUUAGAUUGUAGUGUUCAACGAAUUUUCCAGUUAAUUUCUAAUUUAAUUUAGAACGUUCAUUUUUUGUGAUAUUGACUUGUCAAUAAAGUUUACAAAAUCUU